UCCUGGAGAUCUUUGCAAUCUUUUCUCUCAAGAUCGCUAGCAUCAAACACACUAAUGGCGAAAGCAUAUCGAACCGGUGAUUUUGUUGAAAUAUGUAGCAACGAUGAAGGUUUCUUGGGUUCCUACUUCGCCGCGAAGGUUCUCGCAGUAGGAAAGACGAAGCUUCUGGUAGAAUAUGAGACACUAUUAACCCCUGAUGAGUCGGGUUUGUUAAAAGAGAUCGUACAUUACAGAGAAGUUAGGCCUCGUCCACCUGAGAUUCCAGUCUCUGCUUUCCGUGUCUUUGAAGAAGUCGAUGCUUAUGACAAUGAAGGGUGGUGGGUUGGAAGAAUCACUUCUGUACAGGACUCCAACAAGUACUCUGUUUAUUUCUCUCAUUCUCGAGAGAAUAAUACAUACCCGUUUUUUCGGUUGAGGGUUCAUCAGGACUGGAAGAAUGGCAAAUGGGUUUCUCCUCGUUCCCAUCGUUGAAAGGUU
Messenger RNA from Telopea speciosissima, 477 nucleotides. Its product is annotated as protein AGENET DOMAIN (AGD)-CONTAINING P1-like. The transcript has a single exon. Lineage: Eukaryota; Viridiplantae; Streptophyta; Magnoliopsida; Proteales; Proteaceae. The coding region runs from base 55 to 471 and encodes 138 amino acids. The record is from RefSeq and is a predicted model, not a curated record.